AUGCCUAUCGAGAAGAGGGCGCUGGCCCUCGUCAGCGACCGGGUCGGCCUGAUUAUAAUGACGGUGAUCUUCAGCAUACUCGUUAUUAGUGCAGUUAUACUGCGCUUCAAUGCGCGGAGCCUGACUAAGGCUGGUCUUAGAAUUGACGACUGGUUCGCGUUGAUUUCCCUUAUCUUCACUCUCGGUCUGAACGGCAUCUUCCUCGCUGGUACUAUCGAAGGUCCAAUCACCGGUCAUUCCGUCGUCGUGAACGACCUGCCAGUAACGAAUGAUCUCGAGAUACUGACGCAGAAAUACAAAUAUGCAUAUCAAACGACGGAGAAAAUUGUCUUCGGACUUAUCAAAAUAACCAUUUUGCUCCUUUGGAGGCGCAUCUUUUCCAGGUCCAGGCGUCUCGUCAUUAUCUGUUAUGUCAUGAUAACUAUUAUUACGGCCUGGACCGUGGCAUUCUUCUUUGAGACAGUCUUCCAAUGCGGGACGAAGUGGUCUCUGAACUGGGCGCCUAUUUUCGUGUUUCUCACCAUGUGCACCGCCAGCCUCGACGUGCUCACCGUAUUUGGUGUUACCGACAUACUCACAGAUCUCAUUAUCCUUAUCAUGCCCAUCCCGCUCAUCUGGAGUCUCCAGAUGCCCCAAAGGAAGAAAAUCGCUGUUACGGGCAUUUUCGCCCUCGGUUUCUUCACCAUCGGCGCCGGAAUAGCCCGUCUAUUCUACUACCUCGAGACAUCCUACCACCAAAAGGAGAACCCCGAUUUCAUCGCCGACGUAACACUCACGUUACUCUGGUCCACAAUCGAGGUCAACGUCGCCCUAAUCGUCUGCAACCUGCCGGUCCUGGGUCCCAUAUUCCGGCGUUUCCGGAGCAACGUCGCCCUGAUCUCGCGCCGGGUAGGGCUUUCGGGUUACUGGAUCGACAUCACGAAGGAGCGCACGGACGACGACGCCGUGAACAAAGGAAGCCAUCAGCUCAGCGACCUUUCCCGGACGGGGAAUCUCAGUACUGUGGACAACGAGGUAGAGACGGGUAUGGGGACGGGUAUGGGCUCUAGGACGUCGCAGCAGCAACAGCAGGGGAGGGAUGCAUGGGGCAAGGGCCGCGCAACGGUUGCUUCGGCGGGAUUUUCAGGAAGCGAUGGGGAGAAUCCUAAUCAUGGCCCGGGUAUCCUUGCGCGAACGGAGAUAUCUACUACUUUCGAAGAGAGGAGUCCACUUACAGUGUAG
This is a messenger RNA of Xylaria bambusicola, 1221 nucleotides long. RefSeq lists its product as uncharacterized. NCBI's taxonomy places the organism in Eukaryota, Fungi, Ascomycota, Sordariomycetes, Xylariales, Xylariaceae. The record is from RefSeq and is a predicted model, not a curated record. The coding region runs from base 1 to 1221 and encodes 406 amino acids. The transcript is spliced from 3 exons.